Paramecium tetraurelia is the source of this 1554-nucleotide messenger RNA. RefSeq lists its product as uncharacterized. The transcript has 10 exons. The record is from RefSeq and is a predicted model, not a curated record. Gene Ontology annotation, cellular component: cytoplasm; nucleus. Gene Ontology annotation, biological process: regulation of gene expression. Lineage: Eukaryota; Ciliophora; Oligohymenophorea; Peniculida; Parameciidae. Gene Ontology annotation, molecular function: mRNA binding.
AUGUCUAAGGAUAUAGCGGAUGAACAAGGAUUAUCAGGCCAAUCGUCAAGGUCCUCAUCGCCUCAGGAGCAAUCAAGAAGAAAAAGAUAAUUUUAAAUUCAUUUUUUUAUUGAAUGGAAAUAUAUAAAAUCAGAAGAAUUGAAAAAUAUAUUGGAGGAUGUGAAAUCACAAUAUGAUAUCAAGUCUAUUCAACUGAAUCGAAAUAAUCAAAUUCCUGGGCUGGAGGGAACAGCAUUCUCAAUUAUUGAUUAUGAUGAUAACAAAUUAAAUUCAUAACUUGAAGCCAUCAAUAAAAUACUCUAAUUAAUUGAAUAAAAAAAAAACCCUAAUUUUGAGAUGAUGAUGCUAAUACCUGAAGGAACUGUCUCAUACUUGAUUGGUACAUCAGGAAAGCAAAUUAAAAAUAUUUAAUAAGAAACAAAAACUGAUGUGGUUGUGAAUAAUGCCAUCAAUAAAUUUUCUUUAAGAUCAGUUAAGAUAGUAGGUUAGGCUAAUUGCAUAUUUAAUGCCAUUAAAUUAAUAACAAAUAAAUUACAUUAAAGAGGAAUUACAGAAGAUGAUUACAUAAAGAGAGCAGAACCAUUAGACCCAGGAAAAGUUGUUACUAAGGUUUAACUUGUCUUUUUGAAUAUAAUAGUGGAUUACAUUCUAAAGAAUAAAGAUUUAGAAAAAAAAUAUUAAUUAAAAAUGAAAGCUAAAAGUAGUAAUGAAAUCCCAAUCAAAAAUAAACUAAAAAAAGAUGAAGAAAUUUUAUAGUUAGUUGGAACCUUGAAAAAUGUAUAAGAAGCUAUUAAAUCUAUUGUUCGCAGAAUUAGCUCAUAAUUCAAGAAAUUAGAUUUUGAUAUCAGAGUAGUUAUGCCUGCCAAUUUUGCAUCCAAAUUAAUAGGAGCCAGUAAAUAAUCAUCCUAUAUUAUCUUUUUAAAGAGGGCUGCCAAAUAAAAGAACUUGCAAACAAAGCCAAAGGAGCAUAAAUAAAAGUAAUGUCCUAUAAGGAUGAUUCCGAUAUAGGAUAAUCUAGAUUGUUUGGUUUAAGUAAUUGGAUCAGUGGAGCAUAAGUUGGAAGCAACAGUGUUAAUUUUAGAAUAGAUAGAGUGUUUUAAAAAUGGAGGACCUAUCCUUGAAAGCGGAAAGUACAUUAAUGAAAACUUUGCAUAAUAAUACAAAAAUUCAGUUUCUCUACAGGAUAUGAAACCUAAAAGAAAUCUUCUUCUUCCAGCUCUAUUAGAAGAGCAAGAUCCAGAUCGGAAUCAAACAAAAGAUAUAAAAAAUAAAGAAAAUCUAGAUCAACUAGGUACUUCUAAUCAAUAGAAAAGUUCAAAUUAACAAAAAAUCAAGCAAAAUCCAUUUCAAACGAAGAUAGUAGUCCCAAUCUAUUUAAUUGAAGAAAUUUAGAAAAAAUUAAAUCGUAUAGGAAAAGAAGAAGGAGUGCAUAUAUAAGCUGGCAGUAGGGAAUUCAGAGAUGAGUUGGUUUUGAAAUUGAGAGGAGAAAUGAAAAAUUGCUUAACUGUAAUCUAGUAUAUUUUAAGUGAAUAAUGUAAAUUAUAAAGAAGAUGA